AUGGGCAUCACCAUCAACGACGUCGGUGACCUGUUCGGUGCGCUCGACGCUGACGGGACGCGUGGACUGUCUUCCAAGGAGCUCGUGGAGGGCAUCCUGCGCCUGCGGGGCCCCGCCAGCGCGGUGGACAUCGCCUCCCUGAAGGAAACCGCGCUGGCCAAGCUGAGCGCCGAGGUCGACGCAAGGCGCGUGCGGUCCAAGUCGUCCUGGAGCCCCAGGGCGUGGAGGUCGCCGCGGCGGGGGGCCACCGGCAGGCGCGUCUUCUGCUCGGGCGGCUCCUCGGGCUCGCGCCCGUCGGCGGGCGCCGCGCCCGCGGAGGGCGCCGCCGCUCGGCCCUGCGGCGCCGGGCGCGGCGAGGACGACUGA
Messenger RNA from Prorocentrum cordatum, 366 nucleotides. The record is from the annotation of a GenBank genome assembly. NCBI's taxonomy places the organism in Eukaryota, Dinophyceae, Prorocentrales, Prorocentraceae.